Molecule: messenger RNA, 1269 nt
Organism: Purpureocillium lilacinum
Lineage: Eukaryota; Fungi; Ascomycota; Sordariomycetes; Hypocreales; Ophiocordycipitaceae
Source: RefSeq, a predicted model, not a curated record
AUGGAGGAUCUCGCCACGGAUUGGCCCAUGACCCGGACCGACAGCGACGAAGAUGUGGCGAACCUGAAGGACGGCGACUGUCAGAUACCUCUGGCGGGAAAGCGCGACAUGGCCAACAAGCGUCUGGUACAGGCACAUGCUUCUGACGUCCACCAUGAGGACGAGCUUCAAACAACCAGCGCGAAAUACUGGCGGAAUGUACAUCCAUUCAUGCCAUUUGUCCCUGCAGAGAUGCUGGAGGAGGCGGACCUGGGGAGGGAUCCGGAUCUGGAGCAUUGCGUUGACCUAGCCUCUCGUUUGUCCUUCAACUUCAUCAACGAGGACGUUGAAGGCCCCCUGCUCACAGACCAGCUGCUCUCCAUGCUGCGCCACGGCUCCCUGUCCAACUCGGCUAUUGCCGGUCUCCUCCUCCUGAUCCCAUCCAUCCCCUUGGAAGAAGGACUGGUCCAGCAGAUCUUCCUCAUGGUUGAAUCUGCAAGUGCCGCGGGCUCGGUGCCACCGCCGAUACUGUCCGGGGCACUCAUUACGCAUAUAUGGCGCCAACUUGCUGGCUACUCCCAUCCUCCGCUCCGUCUGCAGUCAGACAUUCUCCAAAGCUACGCUGAAUCGCUGAGCCCGACAACUCCCGCCCAUCAUUUCAUACGCCUCUCCCAGCUGGCCGUAGAGCUUGGCCAGCGCCGCAUGGCGAUGAGCCUCGAGGGGAUUCUGCCGGACACAUCACUCGCAUGGGCGAAACUCGAAUAUGACUUUCUUCUGUGGCAGGUUCGUCUGCCGACGACCCUCUUGGAUGGUCGCGAUGAUCUCCCGGCAACUCCGCAGUCCGUCUUGAUGCACUGCCUAUCAAGCAUGCUCCUGCUGUCGUUUUAUAGCGACGUUCUCGAACACGCAGAUACCCUGGGUGUCCAAAUGGCACUGCGGCCGGUCCCAGGGGUCCUGCUCUUUUUGUGCGCUCUCGCCCGCAGCACAUUCAUCUGCCCUCGCAACUUGCUCGACCGUUGGGCACUGCUUCUCCACAUGCAGGCUGCGACUGUCCGCAUAAUGCUGCGUCUUUGGAGACAGACCGGAUUCGAGAAUUGCCGAGCUCUGUGCAAUCUUUGGGAGGACAGCCACAACCUAUUCCCGGAUCUCAAACAGCAAGUGCGCGAAGAGAUUGGGACCGGUCCGUGGACGAUUGAGGAGAUUGAUGGCUACUCAGUUUUCUGGACGUUUCGCGACCUGCGCACCCUGGCCGCGAAAUUCAUCAUCGACAGUCGGAACAUGACGCCUUGA